CGGUAUAUAAACAAAGCAGCGUGACAGAAUUGAAAGGUUUUCACGAAAGUGUCUGGUGUAGUGUUGCGACCGGAGUGACAUAUAUCUCGUGAGAAACAAAGGAAAACUGAGAUAUAUUUGCCAGCCAGUUCGUAGCACAAAGAAUCCAAGAUGAGGCCACCACAGUUCGGAGCAGACAUCACGAAUCAAGCCAACAAUGAACCAAACUUACCUGCAGUCAUGCACUGCACGCGCAUGGCAGGAAGAGCCAUUAUCAGGGUCGUUGGAAGAUGUAAUGAUGCACAAGAAAAUAAUAAUCUAGAUUUGUCUGAGUGCCAGCUGAUGCAGGUGCCAGAUGCCGUGUACCAUCUGAUGCGCCAUACAGCGCUCAAGGGCUGCAACCUCUCCAGCAACGUCAUCACCAAGAUUCCGCCAAAGUUCGCAGUUAAAUUCUCUCUGAUCACAGACUUAAAUCUUUCCCACAAUCAGAUGAGUAAACUGCCUGAGGAACUGGCAGACCUGGCAGAACUGGAAAGACUGGACAUUUCCCACAAUGCAUAUAUUGCUCUACCACAUGUUGUGUAUAAGAUGCCCAAAUUGUCACAUCUGCAGGCACAGAACAACCAUAUUGUCGAUGUAGAGGUGGAGCGGUUACAGGAGGCACCAUCCCUGCAGGAAGUGGAUCUGCAGGAGAACCCACUGAGCUCCCAAAGCCAUUCUGCCCUCCAGUCAGUGACAACACUGCGGAUACACCUUAGCCCACGGCAAAUAGAGGACUGGGAAGACCUUACUGUGUAGGGCUUUAAUGUGUGCUUGCUACGGAGUAUUUCGGGGCUGGCCCACAUGCAGCAUGCUGGGCAGAGCCCUAGCUUAGGUGUCCCACCUCAGGGAACAGAACUGUUAACUAAUCCCGGUAUUCUAGUCCAGUCAUGCUGUCAGAAUCUUCCUGUGUUGGGUGAUGACUGAAUGGAAGGUCAUGGGUUUCAGCCAAAUAUCUGGGACCUAAUUGCAAUACCAUAUUAUCGCGUUUGUGUUAGUUCAUUAAAUUACCUUAAAUAAUACACAGUUCUCCCUGUAGACUGAAAGUGUAGAAAUAUAGACAGAAAUUCUUGUUGUGAAUGAUCCAUUUUGAAAACAAAUAAUGUUUUAAAUUUAUAUUAUUAACAAUCAGAAUACCUUACAAAACAAUCUAGGGGCAGUAAUGUGAAAACUUCAUUUGUAAUUAGGUCUCCAGUGACAGUUUUAGCAAUAUUUAUAUUUUGUGAAUGUGUCGAGCUAUGAUGUAUUGCUCAUACAUAUAUUUUACACUAUUUGAUGUUUUUUAUCAACCAGUUAAGUAUUUUAUUGUUGUUGUUGUUAUAACAGUGUUUUUUAAUAAAUCGUAGACUGUAUACGAGUAGAAGUAUCAUUAACAGUUUGAGUAUGUAACUGAUACUCCACCAGGAAAGUGCAAUACUGAAUUUGUGAAUGUUCUUACCAUGUUGCACUGUACACAUAUUCAGAAGCUGCACAAGGUAAAUGAAAAGUACUGAGUUAUUGUCUGAACUGAAAUGUAUGAGAAGGGAUUUCUAAAAAUGUGAGUAAUCAAGGUUUGGCUCAUAAAUAUUCUUUAAAAUUAAUUCCAUUUUUCAGCCAUAUAGGUAAUUUUAUUAAACACAAAACAUCUGAAAGAUUCCAAAAAUUCCUGUGUUUAGAGUAUAUAAUGUGAAUACCUUUGAUAUUUAUUUGAGAUGGUACAAAUAUAUAUAAGUAUUACAUACAUUAUAUGUAAGUGAAGGAAUUACGGAUAUUUGGUUGCAGAAUAUGAAGGUAAUAAACAUACAGAUACAAAGCUAAUUCUACUGAUUACAUGGUCUGUAGGUGAGGGUAAUGACAGUCAACCAGUCAGUCUCUAUGUGCUUGCAAAUGCAGACUUUUGAGGAUAGAUUGUCCUGCACUUUGUAUCAAGUCAUUGAGGCUGAUAUACAUGGGCAUUGCUGUUGCUAGUCUGAGCAAUUUGUAAAGACACCCACAUGCAUUUCUUUUUUUGGGCAUAGCUAAGAGUAAUCUUCUUAUAUUUUAAAUAUAUAAAUAAUGAGUUUGUUGGGAAUGUAAUGAAAAAAUUAAUAAUUUUAUAUGAUACAUAAACUCAAGACAAAUUAUACACCAAAUGUGUUAUAUAGCAUAAUGUAUAGUGAAGUACUUUCUAAAUGUGUGUGACAGUGGUUGAUUCGCUGUGCUUAUGUUGGACAGCGCUGAUCGUAUGAAGUGUAUUUGAUACGUGUAAUGUUUCAGAAUUUGGCUAUUCACCUGUCUUGAGGUGAUUGGUUGUAUUUAUACUGACAAUAUAUUACAACAUUUUCACAUUUUAAUAUUAUUAGUGGAUCCAAUCACUUGAAUAUUAGGCCAGUACAUUAAUCUCUAGCUCACUGGGAUGGCAGCUAAUAAGAAUAAGAAGUAUUAAAUCUGUAAAUAAAGACAAUCAGUCCACUGAGUAGAGCUAAACUCUCAAAAUAUUAUGUAUAUCAAAUAUUCCUCAGACAAUGGACAAUGUCCAUAAAUUUGUAUAGUUUAGUGAAUUGUGUUAUGAUCUCAUAGAAGUCACAAUUUUAUACUUUUUAUAAUGGAACAAACUUUGUAACAAAAUUAACAGCAAUUAUGAAACAUUAUUUUCACAUAAAGUUUUGUUGCUUAUUUACAUUCUGUAAAUGAAAUUUUCUGUUCCCCCCCCCCCCUNUUUUGGGAUGAAGAGAACAACACAAUUCUUGCAGUAUUAAAUAUUCACUUACCAUCACUGUAUUUAUUGCAAGAUACCCAACCAAAAAAAAGUUUCAGGUUUACUGCUAGUGUGGCAGGAUAUGGUGUUCUGUUGUGAGACCUAAAAAUUUAGUUGCCAGUGACAAAUGAGUGACUGUGUUGAAUUGUCAUACGACAUAGUUGGCAGUGGUGGCAAGCCUGAUUGUAGCCACGACCUGUGACAUGUUUGGCAUUAAAUUAUCAUUUAACUGACAAUGAAUGUUUGUACUCCUGGUUCUAUCUACAGUGGAACAGUGACUGAAAAACAUCAAACUGUACCAAGGAAUAUAAAUUCCACACAUGCAGAUCCUUCCAUUGAUGCUCUAUUUGUAGCCAUAAAUGAAAAUGCUGCCAUUCCUUUUACCCCACUCAAGUCAUACAGAAAAAUUAGAAGUUGCCACUUAUGUUCACAAGCACAUACACUCUUGUUUAGCAAUGGCAAAAUGCUAAUCUAUAAGUCAUGUCAUGCAGAAAUGCAAUCAAAUGACACAGAAUUGUUAACAGAGACUAUUUCAAUUGCACUUCCCUUCAUUAUGACACAUGCCAAAAGCACAGUUCUGAACCUCUAGUCUAGCAGUUAACCUGCUCCCUUCCCUGGCCUGGCACGUUUGAAAGUAAAACACUGUGAGAUAUCAGCCAUACACUGCAUACAACUAAUUCCAAGCAAAUCAUCAGAGCUCCUAUUGAAUGGAGAAAAGAAAACAUGUUUUAUACUUCAAACGUUUAAGUGGUCUUGUGGCACACUACCAGCUACAUCACAAUAUGUUGUUCAGUUGGCUGUUAAUUUUGAGCUACUGAAUGAAUUUGGCAACUCAGUGUCAUGACCGAAGAUAUUGGUGGGCUGACUGAACUAUUGGCCGAGCGGUAGCGUAAUAAUUCAGUGAUGAUGAUUUGUCAGUUGGCUGCCUGAGUGUGUAUUCCAACCACAAAGAGCAUAUACUCACUACAGAAUAUAGAGGAUUUAUUGAACUGUGUGUAUAUUACAUACAAGCAUUGGCCAACUUAAGCCUGGUCAGCCUUCUCCUAGCAACAACCCAGACAAAAAUGCACCCUUCAACUCUUCUCUUGUUCUUAAAAACUAAUCUAAACUAAAGUUGCAGCCCAAUGUCUCAAGACAUGAACCCCUCACGAAUAUAUCAAGUUAUACCAGUGUGAGUUGAAGAAUAGGUCCCAGAGGAAAUACUCUGGGACUCCACUGAUUUAUGAAAAUGGCAGGGGUAGAUUUAACAUUUUAAAGUGGAAGCAGGUCAACCUUUUGACAUGCUAUAGAUUUUAUUAGAGGGCAUGACCCAAAGACAUCAGACUCAGAGUUCAUAAAACUACAGGGGUGGUACAACUCUUUGCAACAUCAGUACCACCAGUUGAUUCAUAUGUCAAAAGAAAAACUAACACAGGACCAUACAUAAUAGUUAUAGGAAGAGAAGAAACUUAAUAUUUUCGUGUUGUUUCUUAAUGUCUACCUUAAUCAACAUCUCUUGUGCAUAGUGUUUCCCUCAUGUAUUAUUUAUCCAUAAUUUUAUAGCAUUAUUCUCCUCUCUGUUGCAGAUGCCUUUUGUGUUCUCCACAGUACUUGAUACACACGCAUUUCAUCGAUACAUGUCAUAAACAAGUUUAUAAUUUUAAUUUAAUCUUCCUUUGUCAGUGAAAUAAUCUUGGCAGAAAUAAUUAUACGAAGUUGUCCUGUUUCCAUUGAUUUCCAGAAAGAGAAUAAAUGUCAGAAUGGUUAGUAAA
Molecule: messenger RNA, 4485 nt
Organism: Cryptotermes secundus
Lineage: Eukaryota; Metazoa; Arthropoda; Insecta; Blattodea; Kalotermitidae
Gene: Sclp
Product: leucine-rich repeat-containing protein 20
Exons: 4
Coding region: 151-777 (208 amino acids)
Molecular function (GO): protein binding
Source: RefSeq, a predicted model, not a curated record